UCCCCUGGCUCAGGGCUUCCUCCGUCCACCACUGGCAGUCUCCAGCGACAAUCCACCCCAAAGCCGGGCCAACCUCUACGGCUUCUCUCAUUAACUCCCUCUGCCCAUCUCACCACCUCCACAACCACCAUCACCACCACCACCGCCUCCACCCACCCCCUGCCUUUAGCUCUGCUUUCGCUUUUGUACAAUAGCCUACUAUCCUCCACACUUUUCAUCGUCAUCGACUACUCUCAACCACACACCAUUCUUCCAUCUCUCAACCAUCAACCUUAUCCCGAGUUGCUCAUCGUCUCUCGUUAUCACUAUCGACAACAGCUUCCGUGACGUUCGUUCGUAUUGAGGACCAUCUACUCAAGCACGAUACCAUUGCUUUGGCGAGUCUAGUCGACCGCACCCUCGCUCUCUCAAACGGUAGCCGGCCUUCUCAACGCCGUUCAAGCACAGUUUCGUCAUCAUGGCUACCUUGGCGGAACACCCGGCCGUUGCGCCUUCGACUUACGAACAAGACAUUGAAUCCUUUCUGGAUCUCGACCAACUCGCAUACACCACGGCGGAAACUGCUCGCUCAAAGACCGCAUUGAUCACUCAACCCACUCUCCCCAGCACCGAAUUUAACACAGGCGAUGUACGAAGCGCUGGUUUCGCUUCGACAAACCCCACGCCAGUCGCAUUCCAAGCUCCGAGUCACCAAUAUGAUGAACACAAGCAGCAAACCGGUCUGCCACCAGGCGCCUUGGCUCAUGCCAUGACUUUCAAUCAUAUGAAUGGGAUCGGAUUCGGCGGUGCAAGCCCCAGCUACCCGAUGAAUGGCGACAUGUUUGCGGGCAGUCAGCUCAAGCGGGAGGAUGCUCCGAUGGAUUUCAACAGCCCUCCGACCCGGAACCCUUCGGAAAUGGACCUGGAGUCCGACAACAUGGGAGCCGCCUCAGCCUACUUCCUUUCGCCAAAUCCCAGCACCCGGAGCCAAUUCGUGGAUCCGAACGCCUUGAGUGGCCAUGAAGUCGGUCCCGCUGGUCCUUCAACUCAGGUCGGUCGCAUGUAUCCGGGUAUGCACCAGCAACAAGCAGCCAUGGCCAAGGCGGCACAGCAGCAAAGGCAUCAUGAACUGCUCCGUCAGCAACAAUUUCAGCAGCAGCAGCGUCGUGUGGAGGAACAUAUGCAUCAGCACGGGGCUCCCCAUAGCCAGACUCCUCGCCCGCCGAACCCACUUGUUGAAGAACGUAUCUCGCGGCUCCUGCAGCAAAUGCGCCAGAACGCCAUGGGUUCGCCCGACGACUCGCCCUCCCCUUCUUCGUCUUUGCCUCAAAUGGCCAAGUCCAAGAAGGACGAGCAAGAUAUGGACGAGGACGAGCGCCUUCUGGCCAGUGAAGAGGGCAAGAAGCUCAGCAGCAAGGAGCGUCGUCAGCUCCGUAAUAAGGUCUCCGCCCGUGCGUUCCGUUCUCGCAGAAAGGAAUACAUUGGUCAACUUGAGAGUGAAGUUGCCGCCAAAACCAACGAAGCUCACGAGCUUCGUCUGCAGAACCGCGCCCUGUUUGAGGAGAACGGCCGCCUGACAGAUCUCGUUCGCACGCUUCUGUCUUCCCCUCAUUUCGGCCAAGUUCUGGAUGAUCUCAGCGUCGGUGGUGUUCAGAUUCCCAGCCAAGCGCAACAACAGCAACAACUUCAACAGCAACUCCAGCCCCAGCCACCACAACAACCUGCACACCCUCAACCCCAACCCCAGCAACAGCAACCAACCAUGUCCCAGCCGCCCAUGCAACAGCCUCAGGCUGGCAUGGUCAUGGUCCCAAAUCAGGGACUUGAUGUUUCUGCCAUGGGCUUGAAUAAUGGCGGUUGGAACUCGGGCAUCGAUAUGAACUUUGGAAACGCCCCAGUCUUCGCCGUUUUGGAUGUCCCUGAGCCGACGAUCGAUACCGAGGUUCUAUCUGGCAAGGCUUCCACCAUGGUGGAAUCCUACCUUCCCAACAUCUCCGGUACGAAGAGUGACGCUCCUGUUCUCGAGUCUCUCCCCUCGAUGGCUAAGGAGCCUACCAUUGUCGGCAUGGAGAACCCCGAUGUUGAGAUUGACGAGUCUGACCCUGCUUUCGCUCUCUUCGUUGACGCGCCCCGUGCUACUACCUCCUCGGAGUCCUCUGAGCCCUCCUUCGAAGGUGUCUUCGACAAGUCGACGGCCACCUUCGAGCUGGUGGUGGAGAACCAACCUCGGGAACAUCAAACUCGAUUUGCUCAACUUUGCCACAGCAUGGAGGCAGCCUUCCAACGUGUUUCCAUGAUGACUUCUCACCUCUCAUGAUUCCCCCUUUUGCGACCUGAGGUUCUCGAUUCUGUACACUUCCUAGGGUGUUGGUUCAACUGAACGCUUGGGUGUAGACACCGAUGUCUCUCUUUCAUCCUAUGAACUUUCUGCUAUAUAUCUUCUGCUUUGAACGCAGCCUUUGCACUUGACCUGGCUUUCCUUUCAUCUUUCCUAUUUCUUUCUCUUUCCUUACUCUUUUUCUUUGGUUACCUUGGACUCCUGCCUCUAGAUGAUGGUGGGGUUUGGAUGCGCUUAUGGGGUUAUACGGACUGUUAUUUGGAAGUGAUAUCUUCAAGGGAUGGAUGGAUUUACAGGACGGAAGGUACUGGAUACUGGCGGAUAGGAAACAAGACCACAAACCAAUAUAGGAGCAUAUCCAAAAGUCAUGAAAUAUAUAUAUAUAGAAAUCAGAU
Aspergillus homomorphus CBS 101889 is the source of this 2712-nucleotide messenger RNA. Its product is annotated as bZIP transcription factor. Bases 458 to 2296 code for a protein of 612 amino acids. Gene Ontology annotation, molecular function: DNA-binding transcription factor activity. Gene Ontology annotation, biological process: regulation of DNA-templated transcription. NCBI's taxonomy places the organism in Eukaryota, Fungi, Ascomycota, Eurotiomycetes, Eurotiales, Aspergillaceae. The transcript is spliced from 2 exons. The record is from RefSeq and is a predicted model, not a curated record.